AUGAGGGCUGCUGAUAGGCUGUUGGUUCUGGUGCUGCCGCUUGUCUCCCACGCUGCCCAUCCUGACAUCUGCAGCGCCAAGCCCAAAGACCUCGCCCUGGAGCCACGCUGCAUCUACCGCAGCCCCGACCCCGAGGCCCCGAGGGCCCCACCCCGGAGCCCGAGCCCGUCCCCCGAGUCCACCAACCCCAGAGUGUGGGAGCUGUCCAAGGCCAACAGCCGCCGCUUCGCCCUGUCGCUGUACAAACAACUGGCCGCCACCAAGACGCCCGACGCCAACAUCUUCAUGUCCCCCAUCAGCAUCUCCACCGCAUUCGCCAUGACCAAACUGGGAGCCUGCAACCAGACGCUGCAGCAGAUCAUGAGGGUGUUUGAAUUCGACACCAUCAAAGAGAAGACAUCAGAUCAGGUCCACUUCUUCUUCUUCGCCAAACUCAACUGUCGUCUGUACCGGAAGAAGGACGAGACCACCGCGCUGAUCUCUGCUAACCGCCUGUGGGAUAAGUCUCUGAUCUUCAACGAGACGUACCAGAACAUCAGCGAGACCGUGUACGGCGCCAAACUGCUGCCACUCAACUUCAAGGAGAACCCAGAGAAGGCCCGGGUCACCAUCAACAACUGGAUCUCCAAUAAGACGGAGAACCUGAUCCAGGACACGCUGCCCGCCGGGGUGCUGGACUCCAACACUGUCCUUGUCCUCGUCAACACCAUCUACUUCAAGGGCCAGUGGAAGAACAAGUUUGACAAAGACAACGUGUACGUCUCGGACUUCCACGUCAGCAGCAGUAGGACCUGCUCGGUCAACAUGAUGUACCAGGAGACCAAGUUCAAGUACAGGCACUUCCCCGACGACCACGUGCAGCUGCUGGAGAUGCCUUACCGCGGAGACGACAUCACCAUGGUGAUCAUCCUGCCGAGCAGAGACACCACGCUCAGUAAGGUGGAGGAGAGUCUGGACCUGGAGAAACUGACCAGUUGGCUGGAUGAGAUGAAGGAGACCACCGUCGCCGUCAACGUCCCUCGCUUCAGGGUGGAGGACAGCUUCAGUCUGAAGGAGAAGCUGCAGGCCAUGGGACUGACCGACCUGUUCAGCUCAGACAAGGCCAGUCUGCCAGGGAUGUUGGAGGACGACGGUGAUGGUCUCCACAUCUCGGACGCCUUCCAUAAAGCCUUCCUGGAGGUGAACGAGGAGGGCAGCGAGGCGGCGGCAGCCACCGCCGUGGUGGCCAUCGGACGCUCCAUCAACUUAAAUCGGGAGAUUUUUAUAGCCAAUAGACCGUUUCUGCUGCUCAUCAGAGAAUCGACCAUCAACGCCAUGCUGUUCACCGCCAGGGUGGCCGACCCCUGCAACCAAUAAAACCUCUCCGGCUGGCGCUUUAAUAUCACAAUCUGGAAAAUACUAAAAACCAAAUCCACAUUUUUUCCUUUGUAACAACACAGUUAGGCAUGACAAUGUAAACUAAUCAACAGAACUUUUUCUCUUCUUUCGUGUUUUUGAUCAGCAUCUUGACAUCUGGCUGUUUAAUCAGCAGAAACAAGUUAUAAUUACUGGAUGUUGAUGGUAUCCUCCGGUGACCCGCACGCUACUAUACUGAGACCGUACUAUUGAGCUUAAAUACGUUUAAUGGCUUUUACAGAAUCAAUUUUGUAGAACAAACUAAUGUAUUUUUAACUUAUGCUAAUCCACAACUUUUAGCUUACCAUUUUAACCUUUCAGUACUUUUAACUAUUUCAAGCGUUUAUCUUACUUUACUUUUACUGUUUAUUCACUACUUUAAGCUAACGGUUUCAACUGUUUAUCCAUUGCUUUAAGCUAACGGUUUCAACCGUUUAUCCAUUCCAUUUUGGUAUGUUAACUGUUUAUGGUACUUUUAGCUAACUAUUUCCACUUUAAAGUUAACAUAGUUGGCUAAAACUAACAUACAAUUUUUUCCAUUGCUUUUAGCUUCCAGUUUUUUAGCUAUUUCAGUUGUUCAUCCAUCAUUUUUAACUAUUUACUAUUUUAACCACUGAUCUGUUAAUUUAGCAAACUAUUUCAGAGUUUAUUCGUUACUGUUAGCCAACAGUUUCAGACAUUUUUUUGCUACUUUUAAGGAGGAAUUUUAUCUGUUUAUCCGGGACACUUAGCUAACACGUUCAACUACUUGUCCAUUACUUUAAGAAUAACUAUCUCAACCAUUUAUCUGUUACUUUUAGCUAGCUCAACCAAUUUUCUGUUCCCAAUACCAGACUAUUUAGACUGUUUAUCUGUUACAUUUACUUUUCAUAGCUUAACUUUCAGCUAACUAGUUUAACUGUUUAUCCAUAACAUCUAGAUAACUAUUUCAUCUGUGUAUCCAUUCCUUUUAGCUAAUGGUUUUAACCAAUCAGCAGUUUCUUUUAGCCAACACUUUAUCAACAGUUUUCUCUGUUACUAGCUAACAGUUUCAACUUACCUUAACUAUUUUAAUCAUUUAUCCGUUACUUUUAGCUAACUACUUCAGCUGUCAUUUUUAGUUAUCACGCCCAUUUAUCUGUUAUCCUUACCAAACUACUUAGACUGUAGACUAUCUCUAAAAUGUAGGUAUUUUUACGGUUUGUAGUUUAACGUUGGCUAACUGUUUAUCUCAACAGUUUCAUCCGUUUAUCCAUUUGUUUUAGCCAACACUUUAAACCUUUUCAACAGUCUAUGUGUUAUCGUGGGAAACUCUGUAUGUCCGAGUAUACGUCACCACCUGACCAGUGUUUGUGGUGAAUUGUGGGUAAUAAUGGUGUCGGUAAAGAAAGAGGCGAGUCGGUGGCGGUCGACACUUAAAGUGCUUUAUUUCCUCUGGAGGAGAUGCGACCUGUGAGUGAUCUAGUGGUCAUGGUGAAAGAAGCUUCUUCACAUUUUUCUAAACUAAUAAUCGACCUUUGGCCUCGCCCCCCUCCCCUCCCCUCCCCCACCCCCUCCACCAACAUGUUUUAGAAACAGAGACAUGCAACAGAAAAGAUCUUCACAUAAAACCUUUCAGGUUCUCCACCACAGAACGUGUUAAGUACCUCCUCCUUAAAAAAUGUACAGUAUUAAAAGUUAAUUUACUAAA
Molecule: messenger RNA, 3064 nt
Organism: Plectropomus leopardus (leopard coralgrouper)
Lineage: Eukaryota; Metazoa; Chordata; Actinopteri; Perciformes; Serranidae
Source: RefSeq, a predicted model, not a curated record